Lecanosticta acicola is the source of this 1085-nucleotide messenger RNA. The record is from the annotation of a GenBank genome assembly. NCBI's taxonomy places the organism in Eukaryota, Fungi, Ascomycota, Dothideomycetes, Mycosphaerellales, Mycosphaerellaceae.
AUGUACACUAACGAGUUACUCGUCAGCAAUACCUCUCCCGACCAGAAACGCAGCCUGAACACCAAUCUGCAGCAACAACAACACCAGCAACACCAACAUCCAAGCGCAUACUCAGCCUCUCCAUCGCAACUAACUCUCCCCUCCGACCUGACGUCAACUGGAGGCAUACCCAACCCGUACCAGCAGUAUGCAUAUGUACCGAGCCCGCACGACCCAUCGGGCUUCGCAUUCCCGCAGCAGACAGGAUAUAGACCGCAACCGCAACUCCACACCCAAUUCGCAGCGCCGCAUCCUCAGCAACAUGCCUACCAAACGCAGCAUUCACCCAUCAACCCGCGGAAACGGCGGGCGUCUGAGAUGGGUGAGCCCUCUCUACCAGGAUCCUCGGGUAGCAGUGCGAGCGCCUUUACGAACCCGACGGGCCUCGUGACCGGUGGGACGGAUCUGGGCAUGGAUCCAUCGUCGGCAGCUGGACCGUCGCAGCAGACGCUACCCAGCCCUGUGGCGAAGAAAGGGCGCACGAAUACGCCUUGGACGCCGGCAGAAGAGCAGAGGCUCAAGACGCUGAGGGAAGCCGGGAGUAGCUGGAGUGAGAUUGCAAAGACCUUUCCCACUCGGACAGAAGGGAGCGUAAAGAAGCAUUGGUAUAAAGUGCGCCCUCCCCUCCCUUCUCUCUACCCUCAUCUUGAAUUCAAAGAGCAUCUUGAAUGCAAAGAGCAUCUUGAAUUCAACGAGGUUCUCGAUGAGGUGUGACAACCAUGUGCUGACUCGGGAGCGUUUGUUCUAGGACAUGCAUUAUGCGGAGUUUGCCGAAGACGAGGUCAGCAGUUUCGUUCGCCUCACCGCGAGACUUGGGAAGAAGCACUGUCAUGCUGACCGGUUGGACAGAGUGCUGCGCUGUUGCAGGCGAUCAAAGACUACGAGAACAACAAGUGGAAAGUCAUUGGACAGAAGGUUGGCAAGCCGGCGAAGGUGAGCGAUUCCAAUUCCCAGUAGGACGCUUGAGCGGAGGGAAGACUAACAUAGCGCCCCGUCUGUCGUAGGCCUGCGAGCAGUUCGCCAAAGAACAAGGCUGGAAAGUCUGA